AUGGAGAAUACGAAGAGGACAUCAAAACCAGUUAAUGGUGUGACCCCUGGUCAUCUGGAAGAGCCAGAGACUGAUGCCAAACCUGUCAAACAGGACGCCUCAGGUUUAGGGGGUGAGAAUCUCCCCAGCAGACUUAUAGUGGUGGAGUUCAAAUCCCUCACCGUGGCAACACCGGCAAGACCUAAACCACGCCCUAUGGAGACGCACGGCAAUGUCAACAGGAAGGACUUUAAACGCUUCCGCAAGGUCCCAGUUCCCGGUGCCCAGGGUUUGCCCAACAUCAUCGGCGGGUCAGACCUGUUGGCCCACAACCGAGGCAAGAACUCUGAGCUGGAGGAGUGGCUGAGAGACGCAGCAGAGGAUGAGCGUCAGAACAAGAAAGAGGAGACUUUGGGAGAUGACCUCUUCAGGUACAACCCCAAACCCACCAAGAAAAGAUGAGAGCACCUGGUUGUAACAUGUGAAGCCCUGUUGACAAAUGUUCAUCUUAAGACACAGGAAGGGAUGCCAACACCCCAUGGAAUGUUUUGGCUUCUAGAAUUCUCCGUUUGAUAGAACUGCCAUCUCCGCUCCACUAAUAAUGUUCAGGAAUGGAUCUUGAGUUAACUCUGGUCAUUUUGAGUACAAUGAUCAAGAGGGGCCUGUCAAUGACAAAUUUUAACAAUGUUUGUCGGUGAUAGAUGUGGGCAGAAAUGUCUGUCUAUGUACUGUACACUAACUAUAUACCUUGAUUUAGUCACUGAUGGCGAGCUAUGUAAACAAAUAAAUAGGUUUUACGUUUCAAGAUUUUUAUUUGUUCAUAAUAAAAAAUACAGUAUACAAAA
Oncorhynchus mykiss (rainbow trout) is the source of this 824-nucleotide messenger RNA. The record is from RefSeq and is a predicted model, not a curated record. Lineage: Eukaryota; Metazoa; Chordata; Actinopteri; Salmoniformes; Salmonidae.